AUGCGUCUCUUCUUUGGUCUUCUGUUGUUAACACACCUUGGAUUGGCUGAUGUUAUUCCUAGGACAUCAUACUACACAAGUAAGGCGUUUCAAAUAAAUUAAUUGCUGUAACUUAGGAGAUCGUGUCUUCCAAUGCAUAAAUUAUGCACCAAAUGUAACCAGAUGCUCACUGAAAGAAGAAGGCCGAAAUACUGAGCUGAAUCCUGGUUGUUUUGAAGAACAGACAGAAGUAAGUGGAACACCGACUAAAGGAAAUAAAUAUGGUUAUAGAAGAAUGAAACGAGGGUGUACUGUAGAUUAAAUUGUGAGGAAUCAGAUGAAACUACAGUAUUGGCUAAGAUCCCUGGAUCAAAUCAUAAAUGUAAUAACUUUUUUACAUAUCAUCUGGAAAGGAGAAGAAGAGAUUGGUAAGUUACUGUAACACAAAAUAUGCAAGGGGAUUCUGAAUAAAAUAUGUAGUAUUUGAGACGAAAAUAACAUCGCGAUAAAAUCAUUUGAGAGUAAUGAUUUCUGUGACAAGCAUGAUUAAUUGCAUUUUCCCGCAUGUUUUUUGUUUUCAGGUAUAUUUGGAGAUCGGGCGAAUGCAUUUCGACUACAAUCAGCUUCGAGAUCCGUUGCGGAUUCCCCAAAGACCCUCGCCAAUUCUAUGCCCAAUAUAAACAACUCUUCGAGUAUGAUGAGGGUGAUGUUCCAGUCGACACGGAUGCAAAACGUCGAUCUUAG
Bursaphelenchus xylophilus (pine wood nematode) is the source of this 723-nucleotide messenger RNA. The record is from the annotation of a GenBank genome assembly. NCBI's taxonomy places the organism in Eukaryota, Metazoa, Nematoda, Chromadorea, Rhabditida, Aphelenchoididae.